Molecule: messenger RNA, 2523 nt
Organism: Parnassius mnemosyne (clouded apollo)
Lineage: Eukaryota; Metazoa; Arthropoda; Insecta; Lepidoptera; Papilionidae
Source: the annotation of a GenBank genome assembly
AUGAGUUACAUGUUGAGAAGCGAUGCGAUGUCAAUGUGUGAUGUCUAUCUGCAGCCAGAAGCUGCAUUCGAUAUUGUAUCACGAUUCGGUGAAAUGGGUUGCUUGCAAUUUUUGGACGUUAAUGAAGAUAUCAAGCCAUAUUUACGUAACUAUGCGUCCGAAGUUUGUCGUUGUGCUGAGAUGGAGCGCAGGCUUCAUUACAUGGAGUCUGAGAUGAAAAAGGACAAUAUUAAAAUUCCUGAUCUCGACCAAGACCCUCCAGCAUUGCAACCGCAUGAAAUGUCUCAGUUUGAAAAUGCCUUGGAGAAAUGGGAAGAUGACAUCGUAGGCAUGUCUGAAAAUCAAACGGGUUUAUUGAACAACUAUUUGGAAUUGCGAGAAAUGUUAUACGUAUUAAUUCAAAUAGGUCCUUUACUCGGCGACGCUGAAAUUGCACCGGAUCUGCUUCUGUCGAGAAAAGGAGCUGGUGAAACUGCAAGGAUUGGUGGGCGUCUUGUUGUCAUGUCUGGUGUAGUGCAACGUAACCGAAGCUCUCCCUUCGAGAUUAUGCUUUGGAGAGUAUCUCGGGGUAACAUUUAUUAUAGGCAAGCUAAACAGGAUGCUAUUUUACAAGAUCCGUAUACUGGCAAGGAUAUACGAAAAGUGGCAUUUUUAGCAAUUUGCCAAGGAGAGCAACUUAGUACACGAAUGAAAAAGGUGUGCACCGGAUUCCGAGUCAACGUUUAUCCUUGUCCGGAAACAAAAGCUGAAAGACAGGAGAUGAUAAAUACACUUUACUCCAGGAUUAGUGAUUUAGAACAAGUUAUAAAAAAGACAAAGUAUCACCGCUGUAAGGCACUCAGAACGGUGGGCAAACAAUGGAGUACGUGGAUGAUGCAAGUCAAAAAGGCUAAAGCCAUAUACCAUACAAUGAAUUUAUUCACACUCGACAUAACUAAGAACUGUCUUAUAGGUCAAUGUUGGGUUCCUGAUAUGGAUUUGAUAAAAGUCAAUGAUGUGAUGGAACGAUGUUCGGCCAAAAUUGGUACAAAUAUACCCUCAUUUAUGUCUAAAACUGAUACUACCGCCAUGCCUCCGACGUACCAUCGUACCAAUAAAUUUACUAGUGGAUUUCAAGCGUUGAUUAAUGCUUAUGGUGACUCUUCGUACAGGGAAUUAAAUCCAGGCCUUUACUCAAUUAUAACUUUUCCAUUUUUAUUUUCAAUAAUGUUUGGCGAUCUGGGACAUGGAUUGAUUUUAACUAUUUUUAGUGCCUGGAUGGUAAAAAAUGAAAAGAAAUUUAUGGGUAAACCAUCGAACAAUGAAAUUUGGAAUAUAUUUUUUGGAGGGCGCUACGUUAUCCUCUUGAUGGGUUUAUUUUCGAUGUACUGCGGUUUUCUGUAUAACGAUAUAUUUGCCAAACCAAUAUAUUUAGCGAAGUCAUACUGGAAAAAUACGUACAGUGUCACAGAAAUCAUGAAUCAAAAAUUUCUUGAACUAAAUCCUUCUUUGGAAACAAACAGACCUUAUGUUUUAGGCGUGGAUCCUAUUUGGGAGUUCGCUACCAACAAGAUUAUGACUCAGAAUUCCAUGAAAAUGAAACUUUCUAUAAUUAUUGGUAUAAUACACAUGAUAUUUGGACUAUCUUUGAGUUUGUUAAAUCAUAUUUAUUUUCGUCGCACACACGCUAUUUUCCUUCAAUUUAUUCCACAAAUAUUGUUUUUAUGCUGCCUAUUUCUGUGGUUGGUUAUUUUAAUUUACAUGAAAUGGUUUAUGUUUAGCAGUAAAACUGCUAACAUCAAAAGAAGUUCCGGCUGUGCUCCCCUUAUCUUAAUUAUCUUCAUCGACAUGAUGUUGCUUUCCACUUCUAAGCCUGUUGGAAGCGACUGCGAUGCAUAUAUGUUUCCGGGCCAACAGACCGUGCAGAAGGCACUUCUGUUUAUUGCCCUUCUCUGUGUGCCUAUCUUGUUUUUUGGGACUCCUUUAUACGUGUACACAAUUAAUAAAAAGGAGAAGGAUAAAGCAAUGGCUAAAAUAAGUCAGUUUAGGAGGUAUCAACGAAGAGAUUCCGAUAAAAAGGCAGAGGAUUUAUUGCUGGCCGAAGUUGCUAAAUAUUCCAUUUCUUUCGGGGAAUUAAUGAUCCAUCAGGCGAUACGUAGUAUUGAGUUUGUUCUAAGCACUGUAUCACACACUGCGUCAUAUCUACGUCUGUGGGCGUUAUCGUUAGCACAUCAACAGCUGUCAGAAAUGUUAUGGCAUAUGAUAAUGUCAAAAUUAGCGCUUAAGGAUCGAACUCCAUUUGGUCCUUUGAAGAUAUUUGUCGUGUUUUCAAUUUGGGCCAUUUUCACGGUUUCUAUACUGGUUGUGAUGGAAGGACUGUCAGCUUUUCUUCAUACAUUGCGUCUACAUUGGGUGGAAUUUAUGAGCAAAUUCUAUGAUGGCGAUGGUUAUCCUUUUCAACCUUUAACGUUCAAAGAUUUAUGGGUCGGCGGUGAUAAGGAUCAAGAACCAAUGUGCAAGAAGAGAAAAAGACUUGAUAUGUAA